Symbiodinium pilosum is the source of this 2379-nucleotide messenger RNA. Lineage: Eukaryota; Dinophyceae; Suessiales; Symbiodiniaceae. The record is from the annotation of a GenBank genome assembly.
AUGGUCAACUUGAUGUGCUCCGGCUUGGAUGCGAUCUCUUUAGCAACAGUUGAGCAGUCCUUACGCAGCCGGCAGGAGUUGCUGGCGCUGCUCUUGUCAGCUCCGCAGAUUGGUGAGAGCCUGUGUGCCAGCGAGGAGAUGGCUAAGCCAAGCCUCGUACAGUCACUGCGGCGCUUGUGCUCUUUAAUCGUUCGCACAGCAGGAGUACUAGGAGCGACCUCGCGCAACAGGACAUGCAGUGCGGCCCAUGUCCUGGUCAACAUGGUUGUGAUUCUGGAGCGAUUUGCCCUCCACCACGAAAGCGGCUUCUCAUCUGCAUCCGAGCUGUUGGCCUUCCUUCAUUGGCUGGCAUGGGCCAAGGAGCAGAUGGGCCAUGGGGCGGAGGACGCCAAAGCAAGUGCCAAGGCAGCGCUGGCCUUGAAUCGUGGCAGCUUUGCUCGCCUACUGCUCUCAUCGGUUGACCGUGGCAGAGACGACAUCCUUUUGGCUAUAUGUCGGCUGUAUUUUGCACCGUCAGAUGGCACAGCGGAGGCUGAGUGUGAUCCUCCUCAGGAGGUGCUGCAAACUCUUGCUUUUGCAACUCCGCUCGCGGAACGUUUGUUCCCAACCUUCAGAGGGUUGAUGAGGAACCGAAGCGCCGAGGAGGUAUUCGAUGCGCUUGGCCCACCGGCGCUGGCAUCGCCAGAGGCUAUUCGACUGCGCGUAUUCUGCUCAGUUUAUGCCUUGCAGCUACAGCCGAUGUACGACUACGAGUUCUUCGGGGCUGCAAACCCCCUGAGACUUGAUGAGGUGCGAGAGCUGCUCCCGUUCCUGAACCGUUUGACCUAUCACUUUGUGAUCACCAUGCCAGACCAGGCGGUUCUUCUGCCGGCCGCAAAAGCUCUUCGCGGCAGCCUCACUUCUCUGAUCAACUUGCUUUAUCAUCGGCAUCGGCGGAAAGCAAUCUUGGAGAGCGACAGUGCUUGGAUCAUCCCAGAGUCGCGUGCUCUGCUCCGACGUGCUCCAUCAGCCAUAAAUCUGGGUGUUGAUCUUCCUGACGAACCUAUGGAGCCCGCACAAGAUGAGCAAGAUGAGGAUGAGCUGAUGGAGGUCGAUGAGGACGCUGGCCAGGCAACUGAGCGGGGCGCCAUGCCCAGUGCAACCUCGUCGCAAAGCUUGGCAGAAAGAGCCUUGCAGGCAACCCUGGCCGAGAUUCCUCACGUCCUGCCGUUCGAGGACCGGGUCUCCGUGCUACACGGAGCCAUCCUGGCUGACCAGGAAGAGCGGCGGGCAUACCGUGGCCCUUGGGGUCCUUCUGCCAUGGAUAAGCAUCAGAUUCGUCGAAAUUUCUUGGUUGAAGAUGGUAUUGCUGCCUUCGAAGGCUUGGAUGAUGAGCAAGGUCUUCGUGACACUUUUCGUGUCGAAUUCAUUGCUCCGGAUGGCACUCCAGAAAGCGGCGUGGAUGGUGGCGGCUUGUUCAAGGAGUUCAUGGUGCACAUCUGCCGAGAAAUGUUUGAUCCAGAGUUCGGCCUUUUCAGCGCAACGUCUGACCACACUCUCUACCCUGCCACGUCAGCCUUUGCCAAGUACCGGCAAGCUGCUGACUUGUACACAUUUCUGGGCAAGGUUGUGGGAAAGGCCAUAUAUGAGAUGUUCCUGUUGGAGCCGCAAUUCAGCCGGGUCUUCUUGAAUCGGUUGCUGGGGCGCGUCAAUGAGGUAGACGACAUUGCCUCCCUGGACAAAGAAUUGCACAAAAACAUGCUCCAAAUCAAGGAGUGUUCAGAUGUAGAGGCUCUUGGAAUCACGUUCAGCAUCUCCGUUACUGAGAAGGGUGUGCACAAGGACAUUGAUCUCAUUCCUGGUGGCAGUGACACUCCCGUGACAUGUGAGAAUCUUACGCGGUACCUCCACCUCAUGGCCAACUACAGGACGAACGUGCAGUUCCAGCGGCAUAAUGCAGCGUUCCUCAGUGGGCUUCAGAAGGUGCUGCCAGUUGCUUGGUUGAAGAUGUUUGAUCCCUAUGAGCUAAACACCUUGAUAUCUGGCUCCACAGCUGGGUUUGACGUGAAGGACCUGCGCGCCAAUACGGUGCUCUCUGGUGGCUAUCAGGACGACAGCCCAUGCGUGGUUUGGCUUUGGAAGCUCUUGCAAGAAGAUCUCGAGCCAGAAGACAUGGGCAGAUUCUUGAUGUUCUGCACCUCUUGCAGUCGCGCACCGCUGCUGGGGUUUCAGAACCUCAACCCGAAGUUCUGCGUGCACCGAGUGCCAGAUUCAGAGCGCCUCCCCACCAGUGCAACGUGUGCCAAUUUGCUAAAGCUACCAGACUACGUGAGUUACGAGAGCCUCAAGUCAAAAGUCCUCCAAGCGAUCCGCGCAGAAGCUGGCUUUGAUCUAAGCUGA